This is a messenger RNA of Chionomys nivalis (European snow vole), 903 nucleotides long. It is a transcript of the gene Fam228a, whose product is annotated as family with sequence similarity 228 member A. The transcript has 7 exons. The record is from RefSeq and is a predicted model, not a curated record. NCBI's taxonomy places the organism in Eukaryota, Metazoa, Chordata, Mammalia, Rodentia, Cricetidae. Bases 1 to 903 code for a protein of 300 amino acids.
AUGGCUGCCACAAAAACUUGGAACUGCGAUGACUAUUUCAGUGUGGACAAACUAAAGGAGUGGCCAGAGCCGGAGUCUGUUUCUUUAAUGGAGGUAUUAGCUCGAGAAGACAUUGAUGAAGCUGUGCAUGCAAUAUUAUUCCGAGAAAACUACAUCGUGAAGAGAAUGGAUACAUACAUUCAGCAUCAGGCUGUUUUUAAGGAAAGAAGAAAAGAGAUGUUACAUAAGAAAUGGGUUGAAAAUGUAGUGCGGCCUCUUCAGCAGAGAAUUAUAGAAAAGGUGAUUUCAUAUAGAAGACCUGGACAAAGUCAAGUGAAAUAUGAAUACUGCCUAAAGCACAUGGAUCAAACGAUGAAAGCCGCUCCGAUGUGUGAGUGUCUAUUCCGAAGACAGCAAGAGCUCCGCGAAGCUAAAGGAACCCUCUACCAACACCGCACAGGGAAACAGAACGACACGCAAAAAGAACCUAAAGGAAUCAAGAAGGCUCCCCUCUUCAGCAGAUCACCCAAGUUCAUGCUCACUUCCCAUGGCAUCGUUCCCAAAGAGAGGCAGAGAGCCUCUGCCCACCCUGUGUGGAAUAAGCCCAGUCUGUGCAGUUCUGAAAAGUUUGUCUGUACAUCCAAGUCACAUCUGCCUCAGGAAGAGAAGACCUGCAACAUAAGCCAGAUUGUCUUUGAAAGGCAGUUCCGUUCCUCUAAGCUCAGCCCGAAGAAGAAAGAGGCCGAGAAGAAGGGUCCGGUUUCAGGGACCCGACCACAGAGACCACGCUCCUGGGCAGCAGCAGACAGCCACCAUUCUCAGGGGCCACCCACUGUGGGAAGAAGGGUGAUGACCGCAGAGCUCCUGGGGAAGCACCUGGCCUCCCUGCAGGGGGCAGCCAGGUCGGGCCUCCAGUGGGCAUAG